Messenger RNA from Mangifera indica (mango), 264 nucleotides. Its product is annotated as precursor of CEP7-like. Bases 1 to 264 code for a protein of 87 amino acids. Lineage: Eukaryota; Viridiplantae; Streptophyta; Magnoliopsida; Sapindales; Anacardiaceae. The transcript has a single exon. The record is from RefSeq and is a predicted model, not a curated record. Gene Ontology annotation, molecular function: hormone activity. Gene Ontology annotation, cellular component: extracellular region. Gene Ontology annotation, biological process: regulation of root development; root development; regulation of leaf morphogenesis.
AUGGCAAAGACUAGAACUGUCGUUGCUUGCUUUUUCAUUCUUGUCUUGAUUUUAUCCCAUGAAUUUACUUGCAUUGAAGGAAGGCAUCUGAAGUCUAGAUUGUGCAAGAAAUGCUCAAAGCAUGCUGACAACACAUUGGGUGUAGCAAAAGGUAAAGCUACGGAGUCGAGGCAAGAGCAGGCAAGUAAGGUGGAAUAUGUUGAUGAUUUUAGACCCACAACACCAGGUCACAGCCCGGGAGUUGGGCACUCCAUCAACAAUUGA